Molecule: messenger RNA, 5802 nt
Organism: Thunnus maccoyii (southern bluefin tuna)
Lineage: Eukaryota; Metazoa; Chordata; Actinopteri; Scombriformes; Scombridae
Product: transcription initiation factor TFIID subunit 4-like
Exons: 15
Coding region: 1531-3813 (760 amino acids)
Biological process (GO): DNA-templated transcription; transcription initiation at RNA polymerase II promoter
Cellular component (GO): transcription factor TFIID complex
Molecular function (GO): RNA polymerase II general transcription initiation factor activity; DNA binding; protein heterodimerization activity
Source: RefSeq, a predicted model, not a curated record
AUUAAAAAUAGACUGAAAAAAUACACCGAAAUGACAAAUGGAUAUAGUGAAAUGGCGAUCUGAAAAUAAUAGGCAUUUACAUUUUAGUUUAAAUUUUACUCACACUUUCAUUUUUAAACUGGGACUAUCAUUUUAUUAGUCUACCCUGGGUGUUAAUAUAACAAAGUUUUUAUUAUGUAUUAAUAGUUUGUGGGUACAAUUCUCACAGUUGUGACUGAUAUUGAUAAAAAAUAUUAAUGAAACUCUGCUUGAAAUCCAAAAAUGUCAUACCCACACUAAGAUUACAUACACACGGACUACAUAGCGUUCAGAUUUCAUAUGAAAACUACAUACCACUUUACAGUAGUUAAAUCUUAAAUUUUUCGAAAUGCCUUUCUGCUUAUGCACCUCGUAAGAGCCAUUAAAAGCUAUAUAAACUCCAAAUUUGCAACUUUUGAAUAAGUUACAUUUGGAUAUUUCAACACAUAAAUGAAAGAGAACACUCUAUUUAUGUUUGUGCAUUUAUCUAAAAAGGGAGUAUGACGGGCUGACAGUAGUGUUUCCUCUGUAAAAGGAGGGUGUGGCGCCCUCAAACGCCUCUUUACAACAGCAAGCCACUUCACUUGCUGGCCAAAACGGUGGAGCCAUCUUGCACAGCGUAUCGGCAGUGACUAAACUCUGAAAUUCGGACUGUUCGCUUGUUGUAAACCACAUUUUUACUUUACUAAAACCCGCACGGGACAAUUCUGUAACGGACCAGUUAUCGUGACAGCGUAAACAAGCCAGCAACGAUGUAACAUUUGACGAAAACAUUUCGACUGCGCUGUGAUGUUGUUCCGUCUCUUGCAUCCGUUGGAAUGACGGUUGAAGCCAUUGGUACCGCCUUUUAGAAUGCGGAGCAGCCAAUCACAUCUCGCCGACACGCUUCCACGAAGACGUUUUAGUUGUUGUGCGCAUGCGCAGGUCAACUGGUAAAUACCUCACUUCUCACAAGCUCGCAGGAGAGUGUGAAGAUGGCGGUUGGCUCCGGCCCGCUGGAUGAGCUUUUAUUACACACAGAGGUGAAUAAAGCGGUAGUUUAUCAUCCUGUACGGUCUGUAGAGUCACAACUGUCGUUCUUUGUCACAAUAAUCACUGGUAGGCACGAGGCACCCAGUAAUUACAUGGCUAUAGUUCCGGGACAAGCGAGCUAAUGUCCAGCUGGGACUUGGUCAAGACGGUUGCUGAGCAGGUACGCUGUAACUAAUGUUGUUUUGCUCUUUAGUCUCUCUGAGUAUACAUGAAAAGCAAGCACCGGAGCAGAGAAAACCAGUAGUUUUGUCAGAGUCUUGCCCCAUCACAUCCAAGAUUGUUUCUGCUCCUUCUAAACAAGUUGCAGUGCAGGGGGUCUCAUCAUAACCAGGUCCCCAUGGUUCAACUACGGACGCGUCGACGGCCAGCACGGACGACCCUGGCAGAGCACUUGUUGUCAGUGGCGGUGUAACUUAUCUCCCUAAUCACCAGGAGAAAGUUGGCUCGUUCUCGGUGCGGAGUUUCAAUGGGAGGCAAACUAUGAACUCGCACAGUUCAGGAAGCGCUGCUGCCCCUCUGGUGGGGACGACAGUGACAAGUGGCACUGCGACAUCUGUCACAGCUGUCAGCAGUGGACUCGUGUUGUCAAAAGGGCUGGCCAGCGCGAUAAUGCCCCCCUCAGUGUCAAACAGUGUAAUUCAGACGCCUCUCAUGAGCUCACAGAGUGUUGUCGCUUCAGCUGCGACUGUGAGCCAGGCAGCAGGACCCACUGUGACGCUCGUCAGGCCGCCUAUGCAAACAGCGGGGUCGGGUGCAACUUUAAAUGGGAACAAUAAUGCGAGCCCCGCAGUGGUUUCCAGUACAACAGGUAUCGGCACGCAGUCUCCGCUUGUUAACAGCAGCCAGCCGUCCAACUCGGUGUCUGUGAGCGCAGGGUCGCACAUAAUCAAGGCAGAGCCACCCACAACAAUAAUACAGUCAGCACCGCAGCAGGCUGUCACUCCCGGUGCCGUCAGCGCUCCCCGGACUCCGGCUGCCGGUCCAGGCGGGAUCCGACCCCCGAUGCCUCAGAUGUUGGCCCCAAGGCUUCCUCAGACCUCCCCGGGACAGCCUAGUGUACAUAACAUCCAGCUCCCCCCGGGGAUGGUGCUUGUACGCAGUGAGAGUGGACAGCUGUUGAUGAUUCCUCAACAGGCCCUGGCCCAGAUGCAGGCCCAGGCUCAGACUCAGGGAGGCAUGGCACCUCGGACUACUACGCCAACAAACAUGCCUCCUGUCCAGGCUCCUGGAAACACCAUCAUCAGCAGACAAGUGGCUCCCACCACCAUCGUCCGACAGGGCUGUCCAACUCCAACGUCACUGUCUGCGACUACCACUCUUCACAGACCUCCUAUCCUUCAGAGCUCAGUUGGGGCUGCAGUACCAGGAGUGACCCCGAGGACAGUCAGCCAAACAGCUGGGACCACGGUUACAUCAGUAACAGUGAGCAAAGAGACAAUGGAGAAUGUAAAGAAAUGUAAGAACUUCCUGUCUACAUUGAUCAAGCUGGCAUCCACUGGGAAGCAAUCAACAGAGACUGCAGCCAGUGUGAGAGAGCUGGUCAAGGACCUGCUGGAGGGCAAACUGGAGGCAGAGGAGUUCACCAGCAGAUUGUACAAAGAACUCAACUCCUCACCCCAACCUUACCUUGUGCCUUUCCUCAAGAGAAGCCUCCCAGCCUUGAGGCAACUGACUCCAGACUCAGCAGCCUUCAUUCAGCAGAGUCAGAUCCCCCAACCGGCCUCAAGUCCAGUCUCCUCCACCUCACCCACCCCCACUACGGUGGUCCUGGGCAGCCCAGCCCCUCGCCUCACUGCUCCAAUCAGCAGGCCUCAGCUCCAGCCAGGCGUCAGCAAACCAGGACAGACCCCCUCACUGGUUCUCCAGCCUCAGCAGCAGAGGGCAAUAUUGAGACCUCAGGUAACCUUACCGACGACCCCCAUGGUGACUCUCAGGAAUCAGGCCCCUGGCCGCAUCGUGCUGGGACAGCCGCAGGUCCAGAUUAAAGAGCUGCAUCCAGUUCCUGUGAGACCGGAAGUGCCACUUGUUUCUAAACAAGUCUCUGCUGCAACCUUGACUCCAGCUCAAAAGAACAAGCUGAAAGAGGCGGGUGGCACUUUUAAAGAUGAUGAUGACAUCAACGACGUGGCCUCCAUGGCCGGAGUGAACCUAUCAGAGGAAAGUGCUAAUAUCCUAGCAACCAAUUCAGGACUAGUGGGAGCAGUGACACAUUCCUGUAAGGACGAGGCUUUUCUUUCCUGCGCUUUGCUGCAGAGGAGAAUGCUGGAGAUAGGCAGGAAGGUUGGGGUGACAGACCUGGGUGCAGAUGUGGUAAACUAUGUCUCCCAUGCUACUCAGCAGCGACUCCAGAACCUGCUGGAAAAGGUUUCCCAAGUAGCCCAGCAGAAAAAUGUCAAUUUCAAGGAGGAUGAAAAUUAUGAACAGAGCAGCGACGUUCGUGCUCAGCUGAAGUUCUUUGAGCAGCUGGACCAGUUAGAGAAACAGCGGAAGGAGGAACAGGAGAGAGAGAUCCUCCUAAAGGCAGCUAAGUCUCGAGCUCGACAAGAGGACCCAGAGCAGCUGCGUCUGAAACAGAAGGCAAAAGAGAUGCAGCAGCAGGAGCUGGCUCAGAUGAGACAGAGGGAGGCCAACCUGACGGCUCUGGCAGCCAUCGGCCCCAGGAAGAAGAGGAAACUUCUGGACUCUCCUUCCUCCUCUGGUACAGCGGAGAACAUCUCUUUAAAUUACUUAGUGAGCGUGAGGAACAGUUGCCACUAUGGCUAAACAGAGACAGUAAAGGGGAACUCCUUAUGACUGACACUUCAACAGAAGACAUCAACAUAAUGUCGGGAGCUGAGGUUGUAAAUGUCAUUGUCACUUUGUCAGUAUAAAAUAUCGUUUAUAGAAAUAGCUAAUGUUAGAGCUAACAGUUCUGUCUUUCUCCUGGGUGACUGUAGAAUCCAGACAAAGUUGAUUUAGUGACGAACUGCGGCUGACAACCCACACUGCCCUGACAGAAACCUGCUGUCAGUCAUCUGUGCUCUUCAGAAACCUGGAGAAAAUAAUAUAAUGAAGCUUCUUAUUAGUUCUGGCAGAUCAGUGAACUCAUGCACGCUGUCAGCUGAUUAUUACAUUCACACAUCAAAUUUAAACAAGUUACAAGUCACAUUCAAUCAGUACAAUGAGGCGGUAUUUAUAAUGUGACACUUUCACUUAUGAUGCUACAGCUGCUGGUUAUGCUUGGUUCUACCUGCUACACAUCACUGUUACUGCUUGUGUUGAUUCAUUUUCUCCUUUGACCACCAGACCUCCUUCUGCUCUAGAUUUUUGUUUCCCUUAGUGACAGUGGACGUUGCCUUGUUGUAUAAACUGCAUAUAUACAGUAAAUAUUGAAUGCAUGGGCUGGGGUUCUGCUCUGUUAAGUGUUUGGGAGUUUCUUUCACUCCCCGCUGUAUUUGUUGUUUGGAUAUACUGGGGAGCGCCAACAAGAGCAGAGCUAUUUUUGUGAAAUAAGUGUCUAACCAUUUGCUGUAAUAAAUGGCCCUGUGUCCUUUAAGCGUCUCUGGUGGGAAUAGGCAGAUAAAAAAAACUAAUGUCCAGGUAACAAUAUGUCCUUUAUUUACUUGCUUUGUGAAAGCUUGCAAUAAUUUAAUGAGUGUCUAUUUGUACACUCGCCCUCACCCCCCAGUGAUAAUGCUGCUUCUUUAUAAUGUUCUUUAUAAAUACAGAAAACAGUCGCACAGUUGUGUUGUACUCUUUUAAGUUCAAUGCAAAUUGCUGUGGCAGCGAUUAGGUAGUGUGAAAGUGGUUACCAAAUUAAACAAAUACAUCUUGUGAAUUACACAUUACCAAACGGUGCUGUACUUCAACAGGAUUUUAAGUAGUUUCUUUUAGCAGCAACAGAGGCUAUGACUGCAAGGCUUCCUAAAUAAUCUACAUAGCAUUACUAGCUAAAAAAGAUCCUUUACAAGGUUCAUGGUGAUUAACUAUAUGUAUCAAGAAAGAGGCUAGAAACAUGAUUACAUAAAGAAUUCGCUCUAAAACACUAGCCACUUUCUUAACUCACCCUCAUAUAAAAUUUUCAUUUUCCCAAUUACUCAUAUUUCUCAUGCAUUGUGUCCGGGGCGGUGGUGCCCAAUACACUUUGACAUGUUACAAUGUCUUUAAAAGCACUAACAUUUAUAGACAGACAAAUCUACUUGCACCAUUCAUACCUAGAGGCAAUUUAGAGUUUCCAAUUCACCUGAACUAGUGUUAUUUCAACCAUUUAUCCAUCACUUUUAGAUAUUUCUACAUUUUAUCCAUUACUUUUAGCUAACAAUUGCAUCCACUUCAUUACUUCUACUCUCUUUUUCAACCAUUUAUACAUUAUUUUAGCUACUUGGCUGCUACUUCUUUACCUAGCUAUUUGAAUCCAAUCAAUCCAUUAGUUUUAGGUAACUAUUUUAACCACAUAAUAAUACCUUUAGUUAUCUAUUUCAACCAUUUAUUCAUUAUUUUCAGCUGACUGUUAAGACUUGCUGGCUUGCUAACUAGUUUCAAUGCACUCUCAGUUGCAACAAAGGUUCAGUUACAGCUGAUUCAAAAGGUGUAUAUUUAUUAAAAGCAAAAACAGGUUUCUGUUUUUUCAAACUGGAUAAGCUACUUUACAAUCUUUCCAUGAACUCUGCCAAAUUAUACUUUGGGUCUACUUCCUGACACCCUCACAAAUUUCAAAUAUCACAUACCCACUCCCUACUCUCACCCUUUAUUUCUGUCUGCUAUCUGUCUCUC